UUGCCUUCAGCACCAGCAGAUCCAGAUCCUGCGCAGAGCGUCUCCAGCGCGGACACACACCGUGAAACCAAGCCCAACAGGAUACUACGUGGGGUGAUGGCUCCGUUACUAACAUCUGUGAGAUUUUUAAAUCAGACGCGAAAGCGCUGAUGUCAAGUUUCACGCCGCUCUCAUUUGAGUUGAGAUAAAGGUCUGAGACGCCGCGAGAGAAGGAACUUUGCGUCUCCGCGCGCCCGGACGCCCUGCGGGGACAUCGGGCGCUUUUGUGAUCAGAGGGCUGAACUUCUUUUUUUGUGUUUGUGGGUUUCUGACUCUCUCUGACAGAGUAGAUAUAGGAGAGCUCAUUUGGUGCGGAUUGUUCAAGCCUCUCCGAUUCGUGGAUGGAAUAAAUCAUAAUGGAAGGGCAAUGAGACCCGUCUCUGCUGCUGGGCAAUAAUCCGGACCACCGCACCAACAGAAUGCAGGAGCGGGCGGUACAGAGGGUGUGCGCGUGGCUCUUGCUGGUGUUUUUGACCCUUCUGUCUCUCUGGGGUCAUUUGUCUGAUGCCUCCUCUCACCGCAGUCACAUCGUGCACGUGAAGGCUGGCACAUGUGAGGUGAUUGCAGCCCACCGUUGCUGUAACAGAAAUAAGAUUGAAGAGCGAUCACAGACGGUUAAGUGUUCCUGCUUCCCAGGACAAGUCGCUGGAACAACAAGGGCUGCACCCUCCUGUGUGGAUGCAUCUAUAGUAGCUCAGAAGUGGUGGUGUCAGAUGCAGCCGUGUUUGGAUGGUGAGGAAUGUAAAGUCCUGCCCGACCUUACUGGCUGGAGCUGCAGCACAGGAAACAAGGUGAAGACCACCAAGGUGACCCGAUAGUUCUAUGCUCCAAGCAGACUUACUGGGGACAAAAGUGCUGAAAGUGAAGACUAACUAGAGACAGCAUUGAGCUUCAGCUAACAGGAUCGAUCAGUAUUAGUCAAAGAUUACUUGCAAUCAAAACAUCUGAGGAGCAGACUGAUCUCUGGAAAUAUAUCCACCAUAAACAUUAGGACCAUCCUGAAGUUAAUGUGUCCUGCUCAAUGGACCCCCUGGCCUUCUGGACACUCGAUCUUCUGGGUGUGGAUCCAUAACCUCUGGAACGUGUUGGCUGGGGGUUCUCAAUGUACGUAUGCAGUUGUUGUUUUUUUUUAAUUUAUUUAUUUUUAUUAUUUACAGAAGUUCAUCUACACCAGUGCAGCCCAAUGGAGUUUAAGCUUUUCAGUAACAUGCUCUCCUUCCUUGCCCUUCAGUUCUUCCGACAAUUCCAUAAUCAUUCCUGCUCUACCUGAUCAGAAGGCCCGAUCAUUUCUUGUGGAAUCCUUUAAACAGCAUUUAAACAUGUAAAAUCAAUCUGGACCUUUAACGGACUCAUCUUCUGUAUAUUGUUUGUUUCUAAAUUAAAGCUUUUCAACCCCACAGUCUGAAAUAAAAGAAUAGAUGUACC
Molecule: messenger RNA, 1464 nt
Organism: Sinocyclocheilus grahami
Lineage: Eukaryota; Metazoa; Chordata; Actinopteri; Cypriniformes; Cyprinidae
Product: protein FAM19A2-like
Exons: 5
Coding region: 459-857 (132 amino acids)
Molecular function (GO): receptor ligand activity
Source: RefSeq, a predicted model, not a curated record